Molecule: messenger RNA, 801 nt
Organism: Aspergillus heteromorphus CBS 117.55
Lineage: Eukaryota; Fungi; Ascomycota; Eurotiomycetes; Eurotiales; Aspergillaceae
Product: 3-hydroxyanthranilate 3,4-dioxygenase
Exons: 2
Coding region: 70-648 (192 amino acids)
Biological process (GO): 'de novo' NAD+ biosynthetic process from L-tryptophan; quinolinate metabolic process
Cellular component (GO): cytoplasm
Molecular function (GO): iron ion binding; 3-hydroxyanthranilate 3,4-dioxygenase activity
Source: RefSeq, a predicted model, not a curated record
UUCGACUCUGUGCAACACUCAAUCAUUCCCCAGGGUCCCCAGAAAGGUAUUACGGACAACAAUAAGAAAAUGCUUCCACCGGCUCUCAACAUUCCGAAAUGGCUUGAAGCCAAUUCCCAUCUUCUUCAACCCCCCGUGAACAACUACUGCGUCUACCACCCAUCCUCCCCGGCGACGGCCGGAUACACGGUGAUGGUAGUGGGCGGCCCCAACGCACGGACAGACUACCACAUCAACUCGACGCCGGAGUUCUUCUACCAGGUUCGCGGCUCGAUGCUGCUAAGGACGGUAGACACAUCGGUCACACCGGCGGUGUUCCAGGACGUGCCGAUCCACGAGGGCUCGCUGUUCCUGCUCCCGGCUAACACGCCCCACUCGCCGGUCCGGUUCAAGGAUACCGUGGGGAUCGUGUUGGAGCAGCCGCGGGCGGACGGGGCGGUGGACACGAUGCGUUGGUACUGCAAGAGCUGCGGGCAGGUUGUGUGGGAGAAGCAGUUUGUGUGCACGGACCUGGGGACGCAGGUCAAGGAGGUUGUCGAGGAGUUCGGGGCAGAUGAGGGGAAGCGGACGUGCAAGGCGUGCGGGGUUGUUGCGCAGACCAAGUACGCGGACGGGGAGCUGGAGCAGCCUCCGCAGUUUCCGGAGUGAAGAAGGUGAAGUGGACUUUCUCAUGAGGUGAUGUUGGAAAGGAAAAGAUACCCACGGUGGAGGUCACAGAAUGUAUGUAAGAACUGCGUGGAUAGUCCUCCCGGUUUUGAUUGUUACGUGAAUAGGGCAAGUUGAAGUUAUCCGAGUAAUCCG